AUGGCUACUGAAACAUCACCGCGAGCGCUGGUCUCGUACGGCCCGCACAAAUCGGGCGGGUGGAAGCUGAAGAAUGUCGCACUACGUCCGCUGCGCGAAAAGGAACUCCUCGUCGAGAUGGUCGCGUCCGGAAUCUGCCAGACGGAUCUCCAUUUCGCGGGGAUGGAGACCGGGUAUGGAGUGCAUUACCCAAGGGUAAUGGGUCAUGAAGGCGCCGGAUACGUGCGGGCUGUUGGACCAGAUACAACAGUCGCCAGAGUCGGCGAUCCAGUCAUCCUGUCUUUCUCGGCCUGCAAGGACUGUGAGCCUUGCAAGGGCGGCCAUCCGGCCCAUUGCUCCAACUUCAACGCUAUCAACUUUGAAGCUGUCGCGGAAGAUUACGUCUUUCGCGACGCCUCUUCGCCAGAGCCUGCUUCUGGCGGUGAUAUCUACGGCAGAUUCUUCGGGCAAUCCAGCUUCGCUAGUCUGUCAAUCGUCCAGCAAGACUCGAUUGUCAAUGUUGCUGGGGUGGUUAAGAGCCGACAGGAUCUGGCAUUGCUGUCACCGUUGGGCUGCGGGAUCCAAACGGGCAGCGGCGCUAUUAUCAAUGCGGCUGGUGCACGUCCUGCAGACCGCGUUGCUAUCAUGGGCCUGGGGGGUGUCGGGUUGAGCGCGGUCAUGGGCGCGAAGAUUGCCGGAUGUACGCAGAUUAUCGGCAUUGACCGGCACGGAUCGAGACUCGAGCUGGCAAAGGAGCUGGGUGCUACCCACGUCGUUCAGGUCGCCGAGGGAAUGCCCCUAGACGAGGUGACCGCGGCUGUGAAAGCUAUUACCGGUGGCCUGGGCUCGAAUAUCACCCUCGACACCACCGGCGUGCCUGCCUUGAUCGCAGAGGGGGUCAAGAUGACGGCAUUCAAGGGCAAGAUCCUGCAGGUUGGGACAGCACCCGAGACAGCCACACUGUCGAUUCCUAUUCACGAGUUCAUGGUGUCUGGGAAACAGUUUAUUGGAGUCGUAGAGGGCGAUGUCGUACCGCAAGAGUAUCUUCCAAAGUUGCUCAACUGGGUUAAUGAGGGUAAACUGCCUCUGGAUCGGAUCGUCAAAUUCUACCAGGCCGAGGCCUUUGAGACGGCUAUCCGUGAUAUGCAGUCCGGGGUGACGGUUAAGCCGGUUAUUUUAUGGUGA
Molecule: messenger RNA, 1164 nt
Organism: Aspergillus nidulans FGSC A4
Lineage: Eukaryota; Fungi; Ascomycota; Eurotiomycetes; Eurotiales; Aspergillaceae
Product: NAD(P)-dependent alcohol dehydrogenase
Exons: 2
Coding region: 1-1164 (387 amino acids)
Molecular function (GO): oxidoreductase activity
Source: RefSeq, a predicted model, not a curated record